AAAAAUCUUUAGACUAAACGUCCUUCUUUGCUUCAUCUUUUUCUUUCAACAGUUCCUUCGUUACAGAUAUUUUUCUCCACCGAUGUCGAAAUCGAAAGCGGAAAACUCAAAUCAAUCAUAGGAUUUUUCGUUAUUCUGCUUCCUCGAUUACUUCGGAAUCGUCCAAAUCCCGAUUGGAGUUCAGUUCUGACGAUAAAAUCAUCUCUGCUCUCAAAUUUUGAAAGUUGCUUAGGCCUUACAACUCUCAACAAAAAGACAGAGGCACAUUAGAAACCAGUGGCAAAACAGAUUCAUUCCAAAGGCGAUCGAGAAUGGAGACAGAACACGUUGUUCGUAGGGUUAGGGUUUCUGAUGAUCACGAGAACCGUAAGAGCUCGCGACGUGAUCUUGAUAUCAUUGGUGGAGGAGAUAAGACUGGUGGAGUUUAUAUUCCUCCCUUCAAGCUAGGGCGCAUGAUGCGUGAUGUGAAAGACAAGAGCAGCGUAGAGUACCAACGUCUCACAUGGGAUGCUCUUCGUAAAAGCAUCAACGGGCUAGUGAACAAGGUUAACGCAAGCAACAUCAAGAACGUAAUCCCUGAACUCUUUUCUUAGAAUCUCAUCAGAGGCAGGGGACUCUUCUGCCGUUCUUGUAUCAAGUCUCAGAUGGCAUCACCUGGCUUCACUGACGUAUUUGCAGCUUUAGUCGCUGUUAUCAACUCCAAGUUCCCUCAAGUUGCGUUAAUUUUAUUGAAAAGGGUAGUUUUGCAGCUUAAGAGAGCGUAUAAGCGUAACGACAAGCCUCAGUUGCUUGCUGCUGUUAAAUUCAUAGCUCAUCUAGUAAACCAACAAGUCGCUGAGGGAAUCAUUGAUCUUGAAUUAGUCGCUAUUCUUCUUGAAAACCCUACUGAUGAAAGUGUCGAGGUGGCUGUUGUGUUCGUGACUGAGUGUGGCGCGUUUCUGCAAGACGUUACACCAAAAGGAGUGAAUGGGAUUUUUGAUGGGUUUCGUGGUAUACUGCAUGAGGGAGACAUUGAUAAGAGAGUUCAGUACUUGAUUGAAGAUCUCUUUGUUACUAGGAAAGAAAAAUUUCAGGGACAUCCGGCGGUUCGUCCAGAGCUAGAUCUCGUGGAAGAAAAAUAUUCACACGAUGUCUCUCUUGAUCAAGAACUUGAUCCUGAAACUAGUAUUGAUGUUUUCAGUCCUGAUCCUGACUUUGUUGACAAGGAAGAAAAAUACGAGGCGCUGAAGAAAGAGUUACUCGGUGAGGAGUCUGAAGAUGAAGAUGACGGCUGUGAUGAUAGUAAAGAGGAUAACAAUGAGGAGGAAGAUGAUGACUCUGAAGAAGAAGAAAUGAGAAUAAGAGACGAGACAGAGACUAAUCUUGUUGAUCUAAGGAGGACAAUAUACUUGACAAUUAUGUCAAGCGUUGAUUUUGAAGAAGCAGGUCACAAGUUACUUAAUAACAUUAAGCUCGAACCAGGACAAGAGAUGGAACUAUGCAUAAUGAUCUUGGAAUGUUGCUCUCAGGAGAGAACUUAUCUUCGUUACUACGGUUUGUUGGGUCAGCGUUUAUGUAUGAUCAACAAGAUCCAUCAAGCGAAUUUUGAGAAGUGCUUUGUUCAGCAGUAUGCCAUGAGUCACCGUCUUGAGACAAACAAGUUGCAUAACGUGGCUACGUUUUUUGCUCAUUUACUUGGCACAGAUGCUCUCCCUUGGCAUGUUCUUGCUUACAUUAGGUUAACCGAAGAGGACACAACUUCCUCAUCUCGUAUCUUCACUAAGAUCCUUUUCCUGAAACUAUCAGACGACUUGGGGAUUAAGGAACUUAAUGAGAGGCUUCAGGAUUCAGCAAUGCAGGAAUCAUUUGAAUCUAUCUUCCCUAAAGAUAAUCCAAAGAACACGAGGUUUGCGAUCAACUUCUUUACCGCCAUUGGUCUUGGAGGCAUCACAGAGAAUCUCAGAGAGUAUCUGAAGAACAUGCCACGCCUCAUCAUGCAAAAGCAGAAGCAAGUUGCGGAAUCAGAAUCAGGAUCUGACAGUUCUGGUUCUGAUUCAGACUCAUUAUCUUGUUCUAGUUCAGAUGAAAGCGACGGAGGGAAGAGGAAACGAAGAAGAAGAGCUUGAGACUGUUUUGUUUGUUAUCCCAACCAAAAUUCUUAUAUCUUCAAUAUGGUUCACAUCUUGUUUUGUUUUGGUUAUUCAAUUUGAAUUUUCAUGACAAAACUCAAUUGAGCAACCACUUUGUUCUGUUCUUGCAUAUCAAAAAAUGUCUAGUUGGUGCUUUUCAUGUGGUAGAACUAAAACAAGAUACAGAUUUUUAUUGAAGAGUGAGUGUUUUGGUC
This is a messenger RNA of Camelina sativa (false flax), 2323 nucleotides long. RefSeq lists its product as uncharacterized. The record is from RefSeq and is a predicted model, not a curated record. Lineage: Eukaryota; Viridiplantae; Streptophyta; Magnoliopsida; Brassicales; Brassicaceae. Gene Ontology annotation, biological process: mRNA splicing, via spliceosome. Gene Ontology annotation, cellular component: catalytic step 2 spliceosome. Gene Ontology annotation, molecular function: RNA binding; protein binding.